AUGGCUACCGUCCGCUGUCCGUCACCGAGCUCCUCGCUGUCACCGUCACUGCUUUUGCCCCACGUUCAGAACCGAAAUGCCCCAUCGCAGUCCGACUCUAUGCCGAGCAAAUGUCAUGUCCGACGCAUGUCGACCCUCCUUGCAGCUACGUCAGAGUACAAGGAGAGUGUGCUGGCUCUCCCUUCUGGGCGUUGGCCCUGCGUAGCAGCUCCGAAACAAUUGCCAGAAGUGGUUGUGAGCCUCAGUUCUCAAAUCCUCACAGCGACCCCUCAGGCGGCUGCACCACCUCCACUCCUCCGACAAGCAGUUUAUGCGACACUUGGAGAGGGGAGAGGCAGAGAGAGCGUGCUUUCCUCCGACGUGGCUUCGGUCUAUGCGACGUCGGUAGCCGGAUCAAGCCAUCUUGAAGCACGUCCCUACUGUUCCUUGGCGGACCUCCGAAAACCUCCUAAUAGCGACUGCGGCUUCACCUUCCUCAUUCGAUUUCUUAACAUGGCAUCGACGGAAUGCUCAAUUGUUGUCGGUAUCGACUUUGGAAACCUGAGCUCGAAGAUCGGUGUGGCUCGCCACCGCGGUAUCGACAUCAUCACCAAUGAGGUCUCGAACCGCUCGACUCCUUCGCUCAUCUCCUUCACCCCGAAGCAGCGUUUCAUCGGCGAGGCCGCCAAGACUGCUGAGACGUCGAACUUCAAGAACACUGUCGGCUCGCUCACCCGCAUGAUCGGCCGCACUCUUGACGACCCCGAUGUUCAGUCUGAGGAGAAGAAGUACAUCAACGCCAAGCUCGUUGACGUUGGUGGCCAGGCUGGUACUCAGGUCCAGUACCUCGGUGAUGCCACCGACUUUUCGUACACCCAGCUCGUCGGUGCCUUCCUCGGCAAGCUUAGGGAUACCGCUUCCACUGAGCUCAAGCAGGCCGUCUCUGACGUUGUCAUUGCCAUCCCCGGCUGGUACACCGACGUUCAGCGUCGUGCCAUGAUCGACGCCGCCAAGAUUGCCGGCCUCAACCCCCUCCGUCUCAUCAACUCGAACACCGCUGUCGCUCUUGGUUACGGUAUCACCAAGGCCGACCUCCCCGAGGACCCCGAGAACCCCCGCUACGUCGUCUUCGUCGAUGUCGGCCACGCCACCUACUCCGUUUCCGUUGUUGCCUUCAGCAAGGGCCAGCUUGUCGUCAAGGGCACUGCCCACGACCGGAACUUCGGUGGUCGUGACAUCGACUACGCCCUCGUCCAGUACUUCGCCAAGGAGUUCCAGUCCAAGUACAAGAUUGACGUCCUUUCCAACCCCAAGGCCAUCUUCCGUCUUGCCGCCGGCUGUGAGCGCCUCAAGAAGGUCCUCUCUGCCAACACCGAGGCUCCCCUCAACGUCGAGUCCAUCAUGAACGAUGUUGACGCCUCUUCCUCCAUGAAGCGUGAGCAGCUCGAGGGUCUCAUUGAGAACCUCCUCAACCGCUUCGACGGUCCCCUUGAGGCUGCCCUCACCCAGGCCGGCAUCUCCAAGGAGCAGGUUCACUCCAUCGAGCUUGUCGGUGGCUCCACCCGUAUCCCCGCUAUCAAGGACAAGAUCUCCAACUUCUUCGGCAAGCCCCUCUCGUACACCCUCAACCAGGACGAGGCCGUUGCCCGUGGUGCCACCUUCGCCUGUGCUUCGCUCUCCCCCGUCUUCCGUGUCCGCGAGUUCGCCGUUCAGGACAUCAUCAACUACCCGAUCAAGGUCCAGUGGCAGAAGGAGCCUGGAAACCCCGACGAGGAGACCGAGCUCACCGUCUUCCCCGAGAAGAACGCCAUGCCCUCGACCAAGAUCCUCACCUUCUACCGCAAGGCUCCCUUCGAGCUUGAGUCGGAGUACGUCCAGGAGCCUCCUCUCCCCGUUGGCACCAACCCCCGCAUUGGUCAGUUCAGCAUCAACGGCGUCAAGCCUACCGACUCGGGUGACCUUGCCUGCGUUAAGGUCAAGGCUCGUGUCAACCUCAACGGUAUCACCAACUUCGAGCAGGCCUACGGCGUCCAGGAGGUUGAGAAGGAGGAGGUCACCAUCACUGGCGAGGGUGACGACAAGAAGGAGGAGACCCGCAUCGUGAAGAAGCUCGAGCGCACCGGCGACUACCCCACCGCUGCCCAGUACAACACCUGGUCGGACAAGGUUGUCGACGACUGGCUCGAGGCUGAGGGCAAGAUGCACGCCGACGACAAGCUCGUCCAGGAGACUGAGGAGCGCAAGAACGCUCUUGAGGAGUACGUCUACGACAUGCGCGGCAAGCUCGACGACCGGUACAAGGCCUACGUCCAGGCCUCCGAGAAGGAGCAGCUUCUCUCUGGCCUCCAGCAGGCUGAGGACUGGCUCUACACCGACGAGGGUGAGGACGCUCCCAAGUCUGCCUACGUCAAGCGCCUCGACGAGCUCAAGAAGGUCGGCGACAAGGUCGUCCUUCGCUGGAGGGAGAACGACGAGCGCCCCCGCGCUGCCGCCCAGCUCCGUGAGGUCAUCAACAACUUCCUCUCGGCUGCCCAGAACGGCGAGGAGAAGUACGCCCACAUCUCCGACGAGGACAAGCAGAAGGUCAUCGAGAAGUGCGCCAACACCCAGCACUGGCUCGAGGACAAGCUCGCCCGCCAGAUGGAGAAGCCCAAGAACGUUGACCCCAUCAUCACCUCUGCCGAGAUCCUCAAGAACAAGGACGACGUCCAGUACACUUGCGCUUCGAUCAUGAACCGCCCCAAGCCCAAGACCACUGAGACCCCCGGCACCGAGACUCCCAAGGAGGCCCCUAAGGAGGAGCCCAAGCAGCCUGAGGAGGACAUGGACAUCGACUAA
Messenger RNA from Trichosporon asahii var. asahii CBS 2479, 2817 nucleotides. RefSeq names its product heat shock protein. NCBI's taxonomy places the organism in Eukaryota, Fungi, Basidiomycota, Tremellomycetes, Trichosporonales, Trichosporonaceae. The record is from RefSeq and is a predicted model, not a curated record. The transcript is spliced from 4 exons. Gene Ontology annotation, cellular component: nucleus; cytosol. Gene Ontology annotation, biological process: protein folding. Bases 1 to 2817 code for a protein of 938 amino acids. Gene Ontology annotation, molecular function: ATP-dependent protein folding chaperone; ATP binding.